CAUUACCAAACGCGUGCCUCUUCUUUCGAACCCUUUCCCAAAUCCUAAGAGCUGCAUCUUAUUGGAUUCCUUCUUCGUCGGACCGCCGACUCCACCGCGAUCUUACCUCUUGCCGGACCUCCGUCGACUCCACCGCAGUGUGUAAAUUGUUUCAGCUAUCAGUCUUGGAGAGCAUGGACACCCAGAAAAUCCAACCAGAAAAGCAGUCCUCUUCCGCAGCAACUACUCCGGUUGUUUCUUCUUGUCGAAAGAAGAAGAAUGAAGAAGCUGCUUUCUUGGAAGAUUUGAAGGAACACAUUGACGAGUUUUUAAGUGCUUCUGUGGAUGAACACAAAAGUUGCUUUAAGAAAACAAUUCAAAAGAUGUUUGGUUUGUCAAAGGCUGUUACAGAAGGGCACUCCAAUGCUUCCAAAGAAGUAGAAAGUUCUCUACCUCUUAGGACAACUGUACAGGACUAGAUUUUAACUGAGGCAUGUUGCUAUAAUACCACCCUAUAUAUAUUUUUAUUAGGAUUUCAAUAAAUAGAUAAAAACUGUUUGUAACAAAAUUUUGUUUGUGAAACUCCAUUCAUUCAUGGGUUAUUUUUAUGAGUAAUUUGUUUAACCAAA
Molecule: messenger RNA, 608 nt
Organism: Vigna unguiculata (cowpea)
Lineage: Eukaryota; Viridiplantae; Streptophyta; Magnoliopsida; Fabales; Fabaceae
Source: RefSeq, a predicted model, not a curated record